CUUAAUUUGUUUAAAUUUGUAAUGGCUGAAGUGUUGGACUGGGGAGACUCAGGUUCAAAUCCCCACCAAGCCAUGAAACUCCCUAAGCCGGUCACUCACUCUUUCUCUCAGCCUAAUCUGCCUCACAGGGUUGUUGUGAGGAUAAAUGAACAACAGCCCUUAUGGAUCAGGCCAAAGGCUAAAUUAGUCUGCCACCCUGCAUCCCAGGCCAGACGCUUCCCAGCAGCACAGCAGGAAGGCAAUGGCUGUUUACCUCUCCCGCACAAUGCUGGCAGCUGAUAUUUAGUGGCAUACUGUCCCUGACGCUGGAGGUUCUCUAGGAGUAACAGCCACCCUUCUGUUGUUCUGCGUUACUUUAAAAUGGCGUGACAAAGUGGGAUUUUGUUUAGAGCGGCGUCCCCUGCGCCCUUUCCUGCCUACAAAAUAUACUUUUUAAGGCAUCCACAGCAGCAGUGUUCAAACUUUAUUUUAAAGGAAGAGCCGCCUGUUGCGACGGCAUUUGCCCUCCAAAAGCGAUUAACACCAACAAUUUUUUUUGAAAAGGUCCACUAACGUAUCGGAGACCGGUCCUCUCUUUUUCUGCAAGGGUCGGCAUGGAGGUGAAAUCUCCCCCCGCAAUCGCUGGGACUUUCGCCCUAACCAGCGACCACGGGGUCGCAGCUUGAGAUUAUUUUCUUUCCAUCCCGACCCACAUUUUCGUUCCAACUCUUUUUGCGGCAUCCUGGUACUUUUGGAGGCUGGACUCUGAAGAUCCGCCCACGGCACAACAUCCCCGCGACCCCGCUGAAAGAAUCCGCGAGUCGGGGAAUCUGAUUUGCAGAUCCGGCUUAUUUUUCCGCCUAGGCAAACUGAGCUGCUCCUGAACUAAACUGAACUCAGGCAAAACACUGAUCACCUCCCUUCACCAACCCGCUCUAGAGGCGAUUCUCCCACCCUCGUCUCCUAACUUUCUCCAUACCUUUUUAGACAAAUCCGUGGCGAGCGAUCCACCCGUUCAGGCAACCUGGCCCGCGAGACCCAGCUCCAGAUGUAGGAAAGAAUGGGGGAGGGAGGGUAUAUGAGGGGUUUCCCGAGGGGGGGCGGCGGCUUAGUUUUGCACGGAAGUCCAGCAGUGCCUUGCACGGUCUCUUUCUGUUUUCAUGGCGCUGAUGGCUUCUUGCUGCCUCCUACUGGAAGGAAUGAGUUCAGGUCGCAACAUAAAGCGGACGAGUUUUGUUUUGUUUGGAAAAGGGUGACUUUUAAAUGGCUGUGUGGUUGACAUGGAGACGGAGGAGGAAAUGAUAUUACAAGCAGGUAGAGGAGUGGGCAAGGGAUUGUGGAGGGAGAGAGGAAUGGCACGACCACAGCAAUCGGAGAGAGCACUGAAAAGUGUUUUUUUCUCUCCUGAAUGAAGCGAGGGUGUCCGCCGGGGGUGGGAGGAAGGGGAAGCGCUUGUGCCCCUUGCAAUUCUAAAUGUAAAGGCGGGUGGAGUGGGUUGCCAAUGUAACAAUUCACAGACCAUGCCUCACUCCCACCCCCCAAAAUCUGCGGACACUCUUUGAAUUGAGCAAGGGGAAUACCGGCAUGAGGACAUGUGGGAGAAUGCCCCUGCGAUGCAGAACAAGAUGCCACGUGGGUGGCAGGAAUGCGAAAGUGAAGAUCAGAGUUGCAAAGUGGCAUUGCUCGCAUGUAAGGAGAGAAGAGAGAAACGGCUACGUUUAAGCUGAUAGAUGGCCUCCCUCCUGAGCAACGGCUUCCAGUGGGCUCUUGGGGCUGGUGCCCAAUUCCUUAAAGCUCAGCUCCAGAGAUUCUUGGUCAGACUGUUGUGGACCAUCGUGCUUGUGGUGCUGCUGUCUGUACUCCUCACUGCCAUAUGGCUAGCCAUGGACAAGGCAGAUUAUUCUCCCGUGGGCACAAGCCGUGAGGUCGCUGUGACAACCAAGCAAUGGUUGAAGUCUUCCGGCAUCAUCAAAAUCCUAAAGGAUGCCCUCUUGCAGAUAGCCACCAUGCUGCCCUCCUAUGAACCACUAACUGUUGGGAACCUCCUGAAGCACCGUGAUCGACUGGCCGGCAUGAACUACCUGCUCCAAGCCUGUUUCAACUUUGCUAUUGAUGUCUUUAGCAAGGAACCCCUCGCUGUGCAGCAAAAUGCCCAGAUGGUUAUCCAGUGUGACGGACCACCCAUAGAGUUUCGCUCUGGCAAUGGGGACUGUGAGAUUUCGGUGUAUCUCUUAUAUGAAAAGAUCCAGUACGAUAUCCGGGAGCGGACGGCUGAAAUGCACCUUGUGAGGCUGUCCUCUCGCAAGGAGCCACUGAGUGUCGGAGACCUGCUGAGAGUGAGAAGCAGCUUGCAAUCCUGGGGGGUUCUUUCAGAGGAACUGGGGGGCUGCCUGGUGUUUGCAGUGCAAGAGUUUGCCAAGGAGCCCAUUUGUGUCCAAGACAACGCCCACAUGGUUGUAGAUUGUGGCGGGUGGGUGCUGAAGUUCGCUUCUGGGAGCGGGGAAAAUAACAUCAAUGUCUAUGAUGUACAGGAAGGCAUCAUUCACUACCGGGUCAGGAUCUCCGGGCUGUGGGCCAGCACUGUACGGUUCUUCCAUGGGAAGAAAGAUCAUGUGUACACGCGUCCUGGGAAACCCUUGCAGCUAGAAUGAGACCAGAGCUGAGAAAGGAAUUCACUCCCCCUCGUCUCUGAGGGCAGGUUCUAAUCGUACAUCAUACUGUUUUCCCCAGUUGUACCAAAAUGUGGAAGGGAAGCUGCAUAUAUAUAGUUUUGCAAGCAAUUUCCCUUAACAUAGUGCAUUUUGUUUGUUGCUUUUUACAAAUAUAGGGCAUUUUGUAUGUUGUUUUUUUACAAAUGUAGGGCAUUAUACACACACUGCCAUAACAUAUGCAUUUUUGCACACCGUUUUGAGUUGGAGAAACUGCAUUGGAAAAUUCUGAGAAGUGUGAAUUUUGAAGGAUGGCUGCAUUUUGCUCCACGUAUUGCUGGGGCGGGAACCUUUUUCAACCCAAGGGCUGCAUUCUUUCAUGGGGAACCUUCCAGGGGAGUGCAAGCGAGUGGUGAGUGGGGCCAGAGGCAAAAGCUAGUGGGACAACAGAUAGGGAUGGGCGAAUGUAUCCAUUUUGGCUUCUCCGACUUUCUCAUUAAUCCAGUCUUAAGCGCAGUUCUCCACAUUUCCUUAGCAGCUUGUGAUUUUUUUUUAAGGCCUUGUGAAAAUUUACUGUCAUUCUAGUGCAAAUUUCUCCCUAAGGGUGCUUUCGUAUGCAUUUUUGACUCAUGCACCUGUUUUUGCAAAGCAUUUUCCCUUAAUAGAAUGCAUUUUUGUAUGUUAUUUUCACAAAUAUAUGCAUUUUUGUAAACGACUGGAGAACUGCAUUGCAAAAGUCGGAGAAGCGUGAAUUUGGAAGGAUGGCUGUGUUUUGGUUCUCAUAAUGUUUCAAAAAGUGUAAAUUAGUUAAGGUUGCCUGUAACUGCAUGGAAUCAAAUUUCUUCCCAUCCCUGGUAACAAGUGUGGUCUAGUAAGCUAUAUCCAGCCAGGGGUUUUAUGCACACUCCCCUCCGCUCUCCAUCCAUGCGCACAAGGGGCAUUAUCACAGUUCAAAAACAUGCAAAAGCACUUGAGAAGGAUAUGAAGUGUGGGGGGGCUGGUGAGAAGUGGCCUAGGCAGGCUGUAUGUCCUGGAGCAGAGCCUCACGGGCCAGUUAGAGGGUCCUGGAGGGCCAGAUUUGGCUCCCGGGCCUGAGAUUCCCUACCCCUGGCUUUUUGUUUUAGGAAGAGCAAUUUAAGGUUUCCAUUAAAAGCCAAUUUCUCCCCCAUGCCUCCUCCCUGUGUUGGAGCUGUGAUGUUGAUAGAGGCUGAAAGGGGGAAUGCUGGGAGGUGGGUCAAGAGUAGCCUUCCGAGUCCUCUGGCACACCCCCAAACCAGUGAAAGAACUGUAAUACUCUGCUUAUUUGCUGGUUGGUUUAUCCGUCCAUUUAUUUGUUGUCAUUACAAGCUUUUGUUGUGAGCUUGAUUCGGGGAACGUGUUGUGUGUGCAUCUUGCCAUCUGAUGACUGUGAAUGGGUCUUUCCAGAUGGCGUUGACUUUGGAGGAUUUCCCUCCCAUUAUUCUGAAUGGGAAGGACAAAAAAGCUCAAACAGAUAAUGACAGAGGAGCACAAGAAUGCUCCUCUGCUUACACUUCCACCCUGGUGGUGGGAUCCCGGGAGGACGGAAUGUGCAGUCUUUCUGCCCCAAAUCAGCAGUUUUUCUGCCCCAAAUUUGCCUAACUUUUGGAUGGCAAUCUUACUUGCAGUUAGCACUAUUGAACUCAGUGGAACUUCCUUCGGAUUCAGCAUGCAUAGGAUUGGGCUGUAGAUAAUUUAUCCUCUUAUGCCGCUGAGGAAUGCAGGUUCCAUAUCCUGCAGGUAGGCCUUAACAGCAGAAAAUGUUUCCUCCACUAGGGUGGCUGGGUGCCCAGAUGGAGAUGCUCAGCUUUGUAAGAGAGCCUGUUUGCCGUCAAAACCCCCAGUCUUGCAAUACUUUUCUUAGGACCACCUACAAAAAAUAGUGAACAAGCUUUUGAAAUCUCCAGAGAUCUUCAUCAGGCUGAAUAUUAAGCAAAGCAAGAGAUGCAGUGGUGUGGUGUGGUGAG
This is a messenger RNA of Rhineura floridana, 4612 nucleotides long. RefSeq lists its product as uncharacterized. The transcript is spliced from 2 exons. The record is from RefSeq and is a predicted model, not a curated record. Bases 1710 to 2630 code for a protein of 306 amino acids. Lineage: Eukaryota; Metazoa; Chordata; Lepidosauria; Squamata; Rhineuridae.